Molecule: messenger RNA, 716 nt
Organism: Cricetulus griseus (Chinese hamster)
Lineage: Eukaryota; Metazoa; Chordata; Mammalia; Rodentia; Cricetidae
Source: RefSeq, a predicted model, not a curated record
AUGGCGAGGAUGCUCCGUGGAGCGGAGCAGCUCGGGUUGCAUAGGCAGGGGCAUGUGGCAGAGGCUUUUCACAUCAUUGUGUACCAGGAAGCAGAGAGGAAGACAGGAACCACAGACUGGUGCCAACGGCUGGGAACCAAGUCUUGCCAUGCCAGAGCCUUUGAGGACGGUUCUCUCUCAAACCACUGCAUUGCUUCUGCCUUCCCGCAGGUGAACGAGCGCGUCUUGAACAGGCUCCACCAGGUGCAGAGGAUAACUCGGAGACUCCAGCAGGAGCGCAGGUUCCUCAUGAGGGUGCUGGACUCCUACGGGGACGACUACAGGGCCAGCCAGUUCACCAUCGUGUUGGAGGAUGACGGCAGCCAAGGCACAGAUGUCCCCACCCCAGGCAAUGCUGAGAAUGAGCCUCCAGAGAAAGAGGGGCUUUCUCCUCCCCAAAGGGUUGCCUCAAGUGAAGGGCCUGGGAAAACAGCGCCCUCAGAGAGGCAGCAGGCACCGUGGGUCUGGACUUCGUUGACCCCAGUGCGUGGUAGUGGCGGCUGGGGCCAAGGCAUGAUUAAGAUUGAGGAAGACUUUGGCUUUGAAGCAGAUGAGGCCUUGGAUUCAAGUUGGGUUUCUCGAGGGCCCGACAAACUGCUACCCUACCCUACCCUAGCCAGCCCACCCUUUGACUAACCCUCUCUCCCCAAUAAACAGACCCCCCAACACACACACUA